AUGGACGUUCUUACAGAAAUGCUCAGUGCUAUAGAGCCUGGUAACAAAGAAGGGCUCCGGCAGGAAAUUAUUGUUGAUUUGGUGGAGCAAUGUCGAACAUACAAGCAGAGAGUGCUUCAGCAGAACCUACUGUCAAAAAAUCAAACAGAGAAAUCAAAUUCAGCACCUACUGGAGCACGUGUAGAUGCUGAUGGUCCUUUGAUUGAUACUGGAGAUACUGGUAUACAAACUGAUGCAAAUGCUGAAGCAGGGUCUCAAACAUUGAAUCAGUUGACGCUUCCUGCACCCUCUACUACAUCAAAUGGUUCAGCUCCUCCAGUAAAGGUUGAUCCCAAAUGGGAUCUCCUCAGUGGUGAAGAGUUUAACUCACCAAAAGUAGAUAAUUCACGUGCUCUUGUUCCUGUAGGAGAACAACAGGAAGCCAUUCCUACGUCUCAACAAAAUGCCCUUGUUCCUUUUGAUAUGUUUUCUAAUGGAAACAAUGUGCCAAUUCCUGUUAAUUCCUAA
Messenger RNA from Vicia faba (fava bean), 507 nucleotides. The record is from the annotation of a GenBank genome assembly. NCBI's taxonomy places the organism in Eukaryota, Viridiplantae, Streptophyta, Magnoliopsida, Fabales, Fabaceae.